AAAGAUCGCCUAAUUCGUACCAAACAGGUCAAAUUUUCUUGUUGCCUCUUUUCCUCCCCAUCCAAAAACUAAAAAAAAACAAUUUUCUUUUAAGGCCAAACAAAGUGGCAAAUAUUUAUAAAGAAAAAACGAAAAAUAAAGAAGGAUAAAGACAUAAAAGAAAGAAGCUGAAAACUCUGUAACCCUAAUCCUCAAUUAUUAAACGCGAUUUCUGAUUCCCUUCAUCAAAUCAACUUUCCUCAAUUUCGUAGAACAAAUUCGUGAAAAGAAUUGCGGGGAUUUUUAAUCUUUUUCGACAUCGGAAACUUCAAUCUUCCAGGAAUUUGAAGUCCAGUGUUUGUAGCCACCAAUGGGGAAGAGAAAGUCAAGAGCUAAGCCUGCUGCAAAGAAGAGUAUCAAACUUGAUACUGUUUUUAGCUGUCCUUUCUGCAAUCAUGGGACCAGUGUAGAAUGUCGGAUUGAUAUGAAGAACUUGAUUGGCGAAGCCUCAUGUAGGAUAUGCCAAGAGAACUUCAGCACUACCAUUACAGCCCUGACCGAACCGAUUGACAUAUACAGCGAGUGGAUUGACGAGUGUGAGCGAGUUAAUACAGUGGAAGAUGAUGGCGAGUGAUUAGACAAUGAUGCGCUAGAAGGUUGUUGCUCUGUUCCAUGAAAUAAUAGUCUUUUGCCCAAUGUUCUAUGCUAUGUAGUCUGCUGGAUCCUUACUCCCUACGGGUUCUUCUGUCACAGACUAGUCAAAUGUGGAUUGUAUUUUAUGUCAAAAAAUCAGCAUCUCAUGCUGAUUCACAAGGGUAGAUUUUAGGUGCAGCAACUGGUUUGUGCUUGUAAUAUAUGUCAUCCUUUUAGUUUCCUUUCUCUGAAUGUAAUGCCAUAAUUAUACUGAUCUAUCGAAGGUUACUCUGAAGUCUGAACUAGGUAGUUUGGCCUUAUUGUGUCCAA
Molecule: messenger RNA, 942 nt
Organism: Beta vulgaris subsp. vulgaris (sugar beet)
Lineage: Eukaryota; Viridiplantae; Streptophyta; Magnoliopsida; Caryophyllales; Amaranthaceae
Product: transcription elongation factor 1 homolog
Exons: 5
Coding region: 350-613 (87 amino acids)
Biological process (GO): transcription elongation by RNA polymerase II
Cellular component (GO): transcription elongation factor complex
Molecular function (GO): RNA polymerase II complex binding
Source: RefSeq, a predicted model, not a curated record